AUGCCGUCUUCAAAAUCUGAACACGAACACAAUCAUAAUCAUGAUCAUAAUCAUGAUCAUCAUAGUAAACGUCUAGUAUUGCGAACAAAAACUUUUCGUUUAUUAUCAAUGCUUUUUUUAACAUUUGGAUAUUUUGUUGUCGAACUUGUUGUUGGUAAUAUAACAAAAUCGGUUGCACUUAUUGCUGAUUCAUUUCAUAUGCUAUCUGAUGUAAUAUCACUUGUUAUUGGACUAACUGCUGUUAGAUUUGUCAAACGUGGAUCAGAUGUUAAUACAUAUGGAUGGGUACGUGCUGAAGUUGUAGGUGCAAAUAUAAAUACAGUUUUUCUUCUUGCACUUUGUUUAACUAUUGUAUUUGAUGCUAUUAAACGUUUUGUUGAUCCAGAACCAAUUGAAAAUGUUAAUUUAUUACUUAUUGUUGGUUCUGUUGGUUUAGGAGUAAAUAUUAUUGGUUUAUUAUUAUUUCAAGGUUUUCAUGGACAUUCUCAUGGAGGUCAUUCACAUGGUGAUAAAAACAUAAAAUCAAAUGAAAAUAUUCCACCAGAAGUAUUUUAUGAUGGUUCAACUAGAUUUGAAAGACAUAGUACACGAGCUUUACAAGAAGUUAUUGAAGAAUGCUCAAGUCAAAUAGAUGAAUAUUCAAAUGAUACAGUUAUUGAAAUGGAUAAUAAAGAUAAGGAUGACACGAAAAACAAACCACAAAAAAAAGCAUCAAUGAAUAUGCAUGGAGUAUUUUUACAUGUAUUAGCUGAUGCUCUUGGUUCCGUGGUUGUUAUAAUAAGUGCUUUAAUAAUAAAAUUUGUUCCACAUAAUCAAGAAGAUAAGAAACAUUGGACUGUUUAUAUUGAUCCAAUGUUAUCAGUGAUAAUUGUUAUCAUAAUAUCAAUUUCUACAAUUCCACUUUUUCGAGAUACAUCUGCAAUUUUACUUCAACAAAUUCCUAAAAAUCUUGAAAUUCAUCGAAUUAAAACAAAAUUAUUAGAAGCUAUUCCUGAAAUUCGUAGUAUUCAUGAAUUACAUGUUUGGCGUUUAACAGAUGAGAAAAUCAUUGCUAGUGCACAUUUACAUCGAAAAACUUUAUCAAAUUAUAUGUUGGUUGCUGAAAAAGUGAAAGAUUUUUUUCAUUCAAUUGGUAUACAUUCUUCAACAAUGCAAUAUGAAUGUGAUGAUGAUCAUCAAACACCAUUAUUACGUCGAAAUACGAAUAGUCAAUCAAAAAUAGCUGGUGAUUGUUUGUUACGUUGUGAAAAUAAUGCAUGUGAUACUCAAACAUGUUGUCCAAUAAAAUUGGUUCGUUCAAAUGCAUUAUUAAAUACUAAUGACAAUACUUUGCAAGUAUUUUCUAUUACUGGACCACAAUCAAAUCCUAAUCCUUUACAAACUCAAGUUUCAACUGAUACUUCAACUGAAAGUGAAAAACUUUAG
This is a messenger RNA of Rotaria sp. Silwood2, 1425 nucleotides long. Lineage: Eukaryota; Metazoa; Rotifera; Eurotatoria; Philodinida; Philodinidae. The record is from the annotation of a GenBank genome assembly.